Messenger RNA from Colletotrichum gloeosporioides, 813 nucleotides. RefSeq lists its product as uncharacterized. The transcript is spliced from 3 exons. The record is from RefSeq and is a predicted model, not a curated record. Bases 1 to 813 code for a protein of 270 amino acids. NCBI's taxonomy places the organism in Eukaryota, Fungi, Ascomycota, Sordariomycetes, Glomerellales, Glomerellaceae.
AUGACUUCUCAGUGCGAGAGCAAAGUCCAUCUGCCUCUUGCCGAUGGCCAAAUUCGCCUGCUCAAAUUGAAGCCUGCGAGCACACUAUCUGAUCCCAUCGAGUGCAGUCUAUUUGCAAUACCGCCAACCACAAAUACCCGAUAUGAGGCAGUCUCAUAUGUAUGGGGAAAUCAAAAUUGCCGAAAAGUAAUCAAAGUCAACAACGUCGACUUUCAGAUUACUGGCAACCUCUUUGAGCUUCUGCCGUAUCUGCGACAGCAUGAUUCAGAUCGCGUUCUCUGGAUCGAUGGCCUGUGCAUUGACCAGACAAAUGACGUGGAAAAGUGUCGCCAAGUCAACAUGAUGGGCGACAUAUACAAAGGUGCAUCUCAUGUUGUCAUAUUUCUGGGCAGAGAAUGGGAUGGGUUGGACAUCGCUAUCAAGUACCUUGGGCUUGCAGCUCAACAACAAGACGCACACCUUGAUCCGGCACUUGAGCCGCAUCUACACUGGAAACCAGCGGAUCCAGCAGCCGACUUUGACUCGUACUUGAAAUGGUACAAUGCUGUCAAUUCCAAGCAGGACUACGACACAUCCCAAUGGAAGGACCAAACGUUCCCGGACGCAUUGAUCCCCAACCUUUCUGGGCGUAGAUUUAUACUCAUGGAGAAUGGAGAUAUCGGAAUGGCUGACGCCAAGUCACAGCAAAAUGAUGUUGUGAUGGUCCUUGCUGGGGGGAAAGUGCCGCUCAUAGGCGACGCCUACGUCGAUGGUAAAAUGGAGGGAGAGGCUGUCACGAGCAAUGCGAAAUGGAUGGAAGUCACCUUGAUAUGA